Drosophila grimshawi is the source of this 1366-nucleotide messenger RNA. RefSeq names its product carbohydrate sulfotransferase 11. Gene Ontology annotation, biological process: carbohydrate biosynthetic process. The record is from RefSeq and is a predicted model, not a curated record. Gene Ontology annotation, cellular component: membrane. Gene Ontology annotation, molecular function: sulfotransferase activity. Lineage: Eukaryota; Metazoa; Arthropoda; Insecta; Diptera; Drosophilidae. Bases 268 to 1251 code for a protein of 327 amino acids. The transcript has 3 exons.
AGUUAACUCUGCGCUGCGGAACGGGCACGAACAUCGCACGCUUGUCUCUUGGCGCUUUCUAUGGCGCUGCUUUGCACUGUUCAACGUGGAUACAAAUCAGCCGAUCGAUGACCACGCUGUCAACGGACGCGCAACUCUAACGGCGCUGGGCAUUGAGAACGGCACCAUUCUUAAGUUUGUGCAUCGCGUCAAAUAUUUUGGUCGCCGGCGACAAAGCUAAAAAGAAACAAAAACAGCAAAAGUUUUCAAAUCAUCAAAUGAACAGUAAUGGAUCAUAAUGUGCAACUAUUUGGCAUUUUGCUGCUCUACGCCUUGAUGCGUCUCUUGGCCGCUGCUGCCUUUGAGGAUGGCAACAAUAACAAUGUGAAGAUCACGCAACAUAGCCUGCAACUCACGCAAACGAUAAACUUGCAGCGCCAGGAAUUUAUGCAGCGGCAAUGUGAUCUUAUCGGCGCCGACAUGGAAACUAUCGAGGAUCUAACCGAGCUGCAAAUGGAUCACAUGAUUGUGGACAAAGAGCACAAGCUGCUCUAUUGCUAUGUGCCCAAGGUGGCGUGCACGAACUGGAAGCGGGUGUUGAUGCUGUUAACGGGCAAGUGGCAGAAUGGCACGGAUCCGCUACAGAUACCUGGAUCGCUGGCGCACUCGUCGGGCAUGUUCAGCAAAUUGUACGAUCUCAGCGAGGAGGAGCGCGCCCAAGUUCUUGGCGACGACUACACACGCUUCAUAUUGGUGCGGCAUCCGUUCGAGCGACUGCUCUCCGCGUAUCGUAACAAGCUGGAGGGUGGUUCGACGAGUGCGCGAUACUUUCAGUCUCGUGUGGGUCGGCAGAUUGUGCGGGAACUACGCCCGGGCGCCAGCAACGAAUCCCUCGACCAGGGCAACGAUGUACAGUUUGGCGAGUUUGUGCAGUAUCUGCUGACGCCGGAGCUGAGUCGCAGCAAUCAGACGGACUACAACGAGCACUGGGAGGUCAUCGCCAAGCUGUGCAAUCCCUGUAUCAUGAAGUACAACGUUGUGGGCAAAUACGACACUUUACUGGAUGAUUCCGCAUUGGCGCUGUAUCUGGCGGGUGCCAAGAAUUUGACAUUCCCCACGGGCCACAAGCCGUCAAGCACGCGUGCCAAUCUGCGUAAUUAUUUUGAUCCGCUGCCCAUUGGCGCCAUACGGCGCCUGUAUGAGAUCUAUGAGGAGGACUUUCGCCUGUUUGACUACGGCAUGGAUGAUGUUUUAGGCUUUGAGUUCGGCUAAUUACACAUUCAGUGUUAUAAUAUGUAAAUGCUCAGAUACUUUCAAAUCAUUUGCACUGUGAACAUGACGCUUUCCACUGGAAAACUUUGUGAUUUUAAACUAAGUUUAAUUGUAA